GGCUGUCGGAGUGCAAAGUGUCAAGUGUCCCCUUUCUGUCGCUUGUCCGGUUCAUUUCGUGAUUGAGUUGUGUUUUGUUUUAAAGUUGAAACUGUACAGUAACAGCGCUAAAGCCAUGUCUGUGUUUAGCGAGGUUCCCCAAGCGGCACCCGUAGCCGUGUUUAAACUAACACAGGACUUCAAUAACGACCAGUUUCCACACAAAGUCAACCUCGGCGUUGGGGCCUACCGCACAGAUGAAGGCAAGCCGUGGGUUUUGCCGGUGGUGAAAAAGGUGGAAAUGAUCAUCGCCGAUGACGACAAGCUCAACCACGAGUACCUGCCCAUACUGGGUUUGCCCGAGUUCAGGUCCUCGGCGUCCGAGAUUGCGCUGGGAUACGACAGCCCUGCUAUCCUGGAGAACAGGGUGGGGGCGGUUCAAUGUCUGGGCGGCACCGGUGCACUAAAGAUGGGAGCAGAGUUCCUCAGACGUUUCUACAACGGAAGCAACAACACAAAGACACCAGUCUAUGUGUCUGCGCCGACCUGGGAAAAUCACAACGGCGUGUUUACCAACAGCGGCUUCGAUAAUGUCCGUCCCUACAAGUACUGGGAUGCAGAAAAGAGAGGCCUAGAUCUGACUGGUUUCCUUGGUGACUUGGAGAGCUGUCCAGAGCGUUCCAUCUUCGUCCUGCACGCUUGUGCCCACAAUCCAACUGGCACAGACCCUACACAGGAGCAGUGGAAGCAGAUUGCUGAAGUUAUGAUGAGAAGAAAGCUGUUUGUGUUCUUUGACUCGGCUUAUCAAGGAUUCGCUUCGGGCAGUCUGGAUAAAGAUGCCUGGGCCGUCCGGUUUUUCGUCUCUAUGGGCUUUGAAAUGUUCUGCGCCCAGUCGUUCUCCAAGAACUUUGGCCUCUAUAACGAACGUGUUGGCAACCUGACCGUGGUGGCUCGCGAUGCUGACAACCUGAAGAGAAUUCUGUCCCAAAUGGAGAAGAUUGUGCGGACAACCUGGUCCAACCCGCCGACUCAGGGGGCUCGCAUCGUGGCCGUCACCCUGAACUCGCCCGAGCUCUUUGUCGAAUGGAAAGAAAACGUGAAGACCAUGGCUGACAGAGUAUUGUUGAUGAGAGCCCAGCUGAAAGCCAAGCUCCAGGCUCUGGGGACGCCAGGAACCUGGGACCACAUAACAGAGCAAAUCGGCAUGUUCAGCUUCACCGGACUCAACCCCAGACAAGUGGAACACAUGGUGAAGGAGAAACACAUUUACCUGAUGGCCAGCGGACGCAUCAACAUGUGCGGCUUGACCAGCAAGAACAUCAACUACGUGGCCGAGUCCAUCCACGAGGCUGUCACCAAAGUCCAAUAGGAGACUCUGCUCAUCCACACAAGACACACGAGUACUGUACCGUAUCUAAAUGCGUUAAGGCAGGGGUGGGCAACCUGCAGCUUAAUGGCUAUAUUACGGCCAAUGUGGACCGUGCAACACCGCACAAUUUUUAAAUCAUGUAAAAUAUUGCAAGAAUAGUUGUAAAACUCCCCAAAACAUUUAACAUUCAAAUGCUCAUUAUAUAGGGUAGAGUCUACACAGAGAUCAGAAAAUCAUGACAUUUAAACAGUGGGGUGUAGCUAUUUUAUAGCCACUGUAUAGUGAACAUUUUAUUAUGGACCUUUUUAUCAAAAGACAGAACUUUGCAGUAAUCGCCCCUGAAACUAAUUGUUUGUUUAGAGUGGGCAUUGUAAGGUUAUGGAAUUACGAAUUUGUUUUUUUAAAUUUCAUAUCAUAUUACUGCUGAGAAAUUACCAGUCAGAGGUUACUACAUUCCUAGUGUCACAAUUUGAUUCUUGGCAAUUUAAAACCAGUUCAUUGAACACAGUAGCUGUAUCACUGGCUUAAAUUAAGCAGCAGUAUUACAGCGCAAACCGCUUAACUGUCCGUUUUAAUCUAAACGGGAACAUUGUAAUUAAGAAAAAUAUAUAAAUAAAUAAAUAAGUCACGCUGCUUCGAACAAGACUUGAAAUUUGUGAUAAACAAUAAACACUAUAUGGAAGUGUUUAAUUUGGCGUUAAAAUCAAGCUUGAAAUGAAGCAAUUUUCUCCUUAUGAGGAAGUCUUACCACAUGAAGUUGUACUAGUUGAGUUGCCUCCUGACAGAUUUGUUAGAGCGCUGACUUAAUUCACUGUGUUUUUAUCUCUUACACAAAAUGAAAAUGUCUCACCGCAGGGUACAGUAUUCCAACCUUGUAUCAUGGGAGCUUUUAACACAAACACAAGACACUAGUCUCCAUCGUGUUUAGUCUUAACGUGCACAUGAAUUCAAGCUAUGAAAAUUCUCAAUAGAAACUCUAAUAAAUUGGUUGAAAUCA
Phycodurus eques (leafy seadragon) is the source of this 2345-nucleotide messenger RNA. RefSeq names its product glutamic-oxaloacetic transaminase 1, soluble (gene got1). The record is from RefSeq and is a predicted model, not a curated record. Gene Ontology annotation, biological process: L-aspartate biosynthetic process. Gene Ontology annotation, molecular function: L-aspartate:2-oxoglutarate transaminase activity; pyridoxal phosphate binding. Gene Ontology annotation, cellular component: cytosol. The transcript is spliced from 9 exons. The coding region runs from base 116 to 1348 and encodes 410 amino acids. Lineage: Eukaryota; Metazoa; Chordata; Actinopteri; Syngnathiformes; Syngnathidae.